Molecule: messenger RNA, 3069 nt
Organism: Aspergillus terreus NIH2624
Lineage: Eukaryota; Fungi; Ascomycota; Eurotiomycetes; Eurotiales; Aspergillaceae
Gene: rat1
Product: 5'->3' exoribonculease Dhp1
Exons: 5
Coding region: 1-3069 (1022 amino acids)
Biological process (GO): nuclear-transcribed mRNA catabolic process
Cellular component (GO): nucleus
Molecular function (GO): 5'-3' RNA exonuclease activity; zinc ion binding; RNA binding
Source: RefSeq, a predicted model, not a curated record
AUGGGUGUUCCAGCUCUGUUCCGAUGGCUCUCCAACAAAUACCCGAAGAUCAUCUCGUCGGUGAUCGAGGAGCGCCCCUACGAAGUCAACGGCGAAGAAGUUCCCGUGGAUACAACGCGCCCCAACCCCAACGGAGAGGAGAUGGAUAAUCUGUACCUGGACAUGAAUGGUAUUGUCCAUCCGUGUACCCAUCCCGAGGGAAAGCCUCCGCCAGUCAACGAGCAGGAAAUGAUGCUGGAGAUCUUCAAAUAUACCGACCGCGUGGUGAAUAUGGUGCGCCCGAGGAAGCUCCUGAUGAUCGCUGUUGACGGUGUCGCACCACGUGCAAAGAUGAACCAGCAGCGCGCCCGUCGUUUCCGCUCUGCGCAGGAGGCGAAGGAAGCCGACGAGAAGAAGGAGGAGUUUCGUAAACUCCAAGCGAAGCAGAAUGGCAACAAGGCGGACCAGGAUCUCCAGGAAGAGGUGAUCCAAAAGACGUGGGAUAGCAACGUUAUCACGCCAGGAACACCAUUCAUGGACAUUCUCGCUGCGUCUUUGCGUUACUGGAUUGCCUACAAGCUCAAUACCGACCCAGCUUGGGAGAAGCUGAAAAUCAUCAUCUCCGAUGCGACCGUCCCUGGAGAAGGAGAACACAAGAUUAUGGAAUUUGUUCGUUCUCAGCGGGCAGAUCCCGAGCAUGACCCCAAUACCCGUCACGUUAUUUAUGGAUUGGACGCUGACCUGAUCAUGUUGGGUCUUGCGACACAUGAGCCCUAUUUCCGGGUUUUGCGAGAAGACGUCUUCUUCCAAGAGUCCAAGGCCCGCACCUGUCAUCUCUGUGGCCAAGUCGGACACAAGGCCGAAGAAUGUAGAGGUCGGGCGAAGGAGAAGAGUGGAGAAUUCGAUGAGAAGCAGAAUGGGACGUCGCUGAAGCCAUUCAUCUGGCUGAAUGUCUCUAUUCUCCGCGAGUAUCUGGCCGUCGAGCUGCACGUGCCAAACCAGCCCUUCCCCUUCGACCUCGAGCGGGCGUUGGAUGAUUGGGUCUUCAUGUGCUUCUUCGUGGGGAAUGACUUCCUUCCGCACUUGCCAUCAUUAGACAUUCGUGAGAAUGGUAUUGAUACUCUGAUAGCUAUCUGGCGCGAUAACAUUCCUGUCAUGGGCGGCUACUUGACCAAGGACGGCCACGUGGAUUUCAAAAAGGCCCAGCUUAUUUUGCAGGGUCUUGCCAAGCAAGAAGACGCAAUCUUCCGCCGUCGUAGACAAGUUGAAGAGAGGAAAGCCGCAAACGAGAAGAGGCGCAAGCAGGAGGCGCAAGAUCGAGAGGAACGCUCCAAACGGCAGAGACGUGGCUCGCCAUCUUAUGAUGCGUAUGAGCCUCCCGCCAACAACCGAUCGCGUGGCGGUGGAAGCGGUGGUCCGGCGCCACCCAGUGGACUCGAGCUGAUUACCCCUGCCCGGGGUGAACUGUCGCGCCAGACGAGAGAGCUCACCCAGAGCAUGGUUGUCAACCGAGGAGCGGUCUACCGAGCAAACAUGGCCAACAAGAGUGCCGCCGCUGUUCUGAAAAGCAAGCUGAUGAAAGGCUCCCAGGAGGAUACCUCCGAGGACGUGGAAGAGCCCUCUACGGAUGAGCCGGCCGAGCAGACGUCUCCAUCCGUCCUCGGUAAACGAAAGGCCGAUGAACCCAAUGGUGGAGAGGAAACUCCCGGUAGCGAGACGCCUAAGCCGAACAAAGAUGACGAGAUGCCGCCCGACACAGUUCGCCUGUGGGAAGAAGGCUACGCGGACCGCUAUUACGAGCAGAAAUUUGGCGUUGACCCCGAGGACAAGGAAUUCCGGCACAAGGUUGCGCGGGCCUACGCGGAGGGUCUUGCCUGGGUGCUGCUGUAUUAUUUUCAGGGGUGUCCGUCAUGGACUUGGUACUAUCCUUACCAUUAUGCGCCCUUUGCGGCCGACUUUGUGGACAUUGCCGACAUGAUCCCGUCCUUUGAGAAAGGAACGCCGUUCAAGCCGUUCGAGCAGUUGAUGGGCGUUCUUCCGGCGUCGUCCAACCAUGCCAUUCCGGAGGUCUUCCACGACCUCAUGAAGGAUCCCGACAGCGAGAUCAUCGAUUUUUACCCCGAAGAUUUUGCCGUGGACCUGAACGGGAAGAAAUUCGCCUGGCAAGGAGUUGUUCUGCUCCCAUUUAUAGACGAGAAACGACUUCUGAACGCCAUGGAGAAGAAGUAUCCGUUACUCUCGGACGAGGAGAGACUCCGUAACUGUGUGGGACGGGAUGUGUUAUUGAUCUCCGACAGACACCCGCUCUACCAGGACCUGGUGGGCAAUUUCUAUUCCAAGAAGCAAGGUGCUCCCAAGUACAAGCUGAACAUGCGCGUGAGUGAAGGAUUGGCGGGUAAGGUUGAAAAGGACGAGUCCUACAUCCCCCACAGCUCGCUGGUGUCGUCGCUGGAAGAAUACGGCAUGCCCACUUUGGAGGAAGAUCGGUCUUUGACGGUCAAUUACGAGAUCCCCAAAUCGUCCCAUAUCCACAAGUCGAUGUUGCUCCGGGGAGUCAAAUUCCCUCCCCCUGCCCUGGACCAAGGCGACAUCCAAGCCGUGAAGUCGAAGGCGAAUCACUCGGGCCGCUCCUUUGGAGGAGCCCCAUUCCGAAACAAUGGGAACCGCGGUGGACGAAUCAACUAUGCUCCCGACCGACCGAACCCCUUUGCGGCGCAUCUCGAUCCGAACUUUGUGCCUGGAGCUAAUGCCGCUGCUGGGGCCCCUCCCAUGAUGCCGGCUGGCUGGGCUCCUCCGGCAUCAGGCUCCACAGGGUACUCCCGAGGACCACCGCCUCCUCCACGUGGUGGAAGCCGAGGAGGAGGAGGAUAUCCUCCUCGCGGAGGCUAUGGCGGUGGUGGAGACUACUAUGGACGGAGUCAGGGAUCUUAUUAUGGCGGUGGUGGUAACCCCGGCAAUCAAUAUGGAUAUCGGCCAAACCCACCCGGACGAGGAGGACAAGACUAUCGCGGUGGAGGGUAUCAGCGAGGAGGAUAUUCCAACCGGGACCACUAUUCCUCGAGGAACUCGGGUGGAUAUGGUCGGUACUAA